AUGUCGUCGUCAUCCACUGGCCCAAUUGUUCAAACAAAAAACCUCGAAGUUCCAAGAUCUGUUAUUUAUAAACUUUAUAUACAUACUUUAUGCAUGGUGGUUCUUCCGAUUUCCACAUACUUUUAUACUUCCAAGUAUUUUUUUGAAGGAGAAAAUGGUCCAACGAAAGCUGCGCUCUCUGCUGCUGGCAUCGCAAAUGCAGUUGUAAUUUCUUUCAUAAUCACUGCCUUCAUGGAAGAUUCUGGUGAAAAACAUCAAAAGCGAGA
Molecule: messenger RNA, 266 nt
Organism: Dentiscutata erythropus
Lineage: Eukaryota; Fungi; Glomeromycota; Glomeromycetes; Diversisporales; Gigasporaceae
Source: the annotation of a GenBank genome assembly